This is a messenger RNA of Priapulus caudatus, 2330 nucleotides long. RefSeq lists its product as uncharacterized. The coding region runs from base 39 to 2330 and encodes 763 amino acids. Gene Ontology annotation, cellular component: nucleus; cytoplasm. Gene Ontology annotation, molecular function: calcium ion binding; protein serine/threonine phosphatase activity. NCBI's taxonomy places the organism in Eukaryota, Metazoa, Priapulida, Priapulimorpha, Priapulimorphida, Priapulidae. The record is from RefSeq and is a predicted model, not a curated record. The transcript is spliced from 17 exons.
GCGCAGGUGCGUGUUUAUUUCCGUACCAAUACAUAGUCAUGGCUGCCAAGAAGCGAGAUUCCUGUGAAAAUAUUAAAAAUGACCUAGAUAUAGCCGAUCAUCAGGAAAUUAUUUGCCUGCUUAUACGCAGGGAAAGUGAUCACCAUUAUUGCCUACGCAGACACAAAUCUAGUAAUGGCUGGUGGUUGCCGUAUGGAAACAUUAGGGAAGGAGAACAUUUUAGAACCGCAGCACUUCGUAUUGCUGCUACACAGCAGGCAAACAAAGUCAGCGUGCAGGGUUUAGUCACGGUGCAUUUUACAACACUACCAGGGGGCGCCACAAAGCGGACCCGCUUUACAGUACUAGUCACAACAUCUGGCUGUGCGGCAACAAAUACAGAUGGAAGUAUCAUGUGGAUUAGUGCAGAAGAGAUGAAAAAGCAACAUGACUCAGCCAAGCUGCUCUUGCUAGGUCCCGAACCAAUGGUUCUUGCUCAACAGAUAGAAAAUGCUCACACCAAGUGUCAGGACGGCGGCGGCAGCGGCAGCAUCCAGAUGGCUUCGGUGACGGAGGAUCUGUUUGAGUACGUUGGCACGGGGGAGGAGGGCGCGAUCGAAGCCGUGCACGCUUCCCAGCAGGACCUCCUCGUCAAGUCCGCCAAGCUCGGCAAGAAAGAGCAAGAACUGCUGUACGUGGAGUUCAUGGAACUGUGCUAUCCGGUGAACGUGAUGAACUCUGCUACGUUCACCGAGCUGUUCACGAAGAAAGGCAUUCCGGCAGACAAGGUUGAGAGCUAUUUCAGGGCCUUUGACAUAGACUGCAGCAAGUUUGUGUCGUACAAGCAGCUGUUGGUGGGACUUGCCGCCAUGGAGCCGACCACACAGCACGGUGGCGCCCCUGCUGAGCAGCGCUGUCGCUACAUCUUCCGUUUCUACGACCAGGACCAGGAUGGCUAUUUGCAAUUUGAGGAAUUUAAGAUGCUGAUAAAGGACAUCAGAGACAUCAAGAAUCUGCCGACGGCCGAAGAUGAGGUGGACCAGGAGGCGUUGGCCAGCGCUAAGCUGUUUGAGGCGGCAGAGAGCUCGGCGCUGUCUCUCUCAGAGUUCCUCACUGCCGUGGGUCAGCUGCGAUUUCGUGGCACCUCGCUGCUGUUCCGCCUUCCUCAGUCCAUCGUCACCUACCUCCGGCGCGGGGGAAGGCCCGGUAUGUUGGUGAAGAACGAUAAGGUGCAGGAAGACGACCUCACUAGUCUCGCCCAGCCAGCGAAGAAGGUCCGAACAUCUCUCACGAUCGCAGACAGCAGGAUGCCGAAACGAGACGGCAUGCUGAGACAGAACUCGCACAAACAUGGCCGCCGCUGCACCUCUGCAGUCAGCGCUAGCUUUGACAUGGAAAAGGACAAGCUGAAAUUCGAGAGAAUGCCGUCGGUAGACUCCUUCAAUCAGCGCUCGCAUCCUAACGAGAUGCUGACGGGGCUUCGCUACUUCGAGCGUCCGAUCAUCGACAAGAUGGGAGAGGUCACCAAGCCGGCGUUCGACUGGGGCCUCGUCGAUAGAGGGGCGCUCGCAAAGUGCCUGCUCGUGCUCUGCAAGGUCGUCAGGGACAUUCUGAAGGGAGAAGAUCGGCUGCUGACGCUGCAGGCGCCUGUCUAUAUUCUCGGAGACAUCCACGGCAACUUUCGAGAUCUCGUCUGCUUCGAGAAGGUGCUCUGGCGCAUGGGACCGAUACUAACGCCCUCUAACAUCCUGUUUCUCGGUGACUAUGUUGAUCGAGGUGAUCAGGGCAUCGAGGUGGUCGCGUACCUGUUUGCGCAAAAGCUGCUGGCACCGGAGAAGUUCUACCUGCUGAGAGGAAACCACGAGCUGCGCUCCGUGCAGUGCAUGUUCUCCUUCCGCACGGAGUGCAUGGAGAAGUUUGGUGCGGAGAUGGGAUCCGAGGUGUGGGAGGCGGUGAACGAUGUGUUCGAUGUGAUGCCGAUCGCAGCCGUCGUCGACUCAAAGAUCUUCUGUGUACACGGAGGCAUCCCACGUCCCUCUAAACACGGAAGUACCUUCGCAGCAAUCAACAAGAUCCCGUGCCCACUCCGCAACCCAGAGCAAGAGAGCAAGCUCACCUGGGAAAUCCUCUGGAGUGAUCCUAUCAACCAGGAGACGGACAUGCGGUCGGACACGGAGGAGGAGCUGAUCGCUAACGAGGGCUUUGCGCACAACUGCCGCCGCGGCACAGCCAACAUCUUCAGCUGCCGCGCUCUCGAGGCAUUCCUCAAGUCUCACGGCCUCUCUCACGUCGUACGAGCGCACGAGGUUCAGCAGGCUGGCUUCCAGGUACGCGAGCAACGAAAGUUGUGA